GUUUUGUGUUUGCGUGCUGAGUGGGUGGGGUAGAGAAUAAUUGACGGGUUUGUUGUGGAGGAUCUGAGUGCGGGGAGAUCUACUGCUACCUGGGGGUUGAGAAGAAGGCUGAACCGGACACACACACACAUAUCAAUCAUCACCGCGUAAUUAUCUCACCGAAUUUCGGCAAGCUAGUGACGUCAUUUUAUUAUUAUUAUUGUUUUACAGCUCUGAUAUAGUUGCGUGUUCAUUCGUUAAUUGUUGCACAGAGUGUGUGUGAGAGAGAGAGUGAGAGAGAGAGUGAGAGAGAGGGUGUGUGUGUGAGUGUGUGUGAGUGUGUGUGAGAGAGAGCGCGCGCGCGUGUGUGUGAGAGAGAGAGAGAGAGAGAGAGUGUGUGUGUGUGUUGCACACAUUUCUGUAAGAUCUGGGAGGCAGGGUGGAGGUCAUAUCAGGGUUCUGUAGUAGGUUUGGACACUUAUGUCGUUUAUUUCAGAGUGCAUUAGCGCUAGGAAGCUAGCGAAGACGUGUUUUUUACGUGGACACACACACACACAGGCGGAGGAGCGCGCGUGCAGCGUUUACGGAGACCGACGACACCGAGUCGUGUUGUGAUGUGAUGUCGUAAAGACUUGAACGAAACAGGAGAACUCGGAUGAAGCGAGCACAGCUUUACGGCUGAAGUAACGGUAACAUAGCUUGCUAGCUUGCUAGCUGGCUUAGCCGAGCUAGCUCUGUAUCUCCAGCCGCCUUCCCGAACACGACCCGCCGCUCGCGCACCAGGAACACCGGAAUCCCAACCGCAGUUCAUGUUCCGCCACGAAGUCGGCGUCCUGUCGUUCAUUCCGUCCUGUUCCUACCUGUUCCAGUACGAGAAGAGGAACAUGUCACGCUACAACAUCUACAGCCUGCUGGACUGGAUGUACGGCGGAGUGGACCCCCGGUUCGAGGGGAACGGAGGGCCCGAGUGCGCCGCCUUCCUGCCGCCCUGGCAGCGCGCGUGCGAGAGCCUGGUGUUCGUGCUGCUCUCCGUGGCCGAGGUGAUCGUGUCCGCGCGCAACAUCAACGUCUCGAGGGCGCACCGGGAGGCCGUGAGGGACACGCGCCGACACAAAGAGGACAGUCUGGGCAAGAACCUGCUGCUCGCCGCCCUCUGCAUCACGUUCGGGGUCGAGGUGGGCUUCAAGUUCGCCACCAAAACCGUCAUCUACCUGCUGAACCCCUGUCACGUGGUCACCAUGAUACAGAUCUUUCUGCUGGCGUGUCCACCCUGUAAAACAGCCAUGGUGGUUUUUAGGCUUCAGGUUCACAUGCUGAACGGCGCCCUGUUAGCGCUUCUCUUCCCCGUCGUCAACACAAGAUUACUUCCCUUUGAGAAGGAGAUCUACUACAUCCAGCACUCCAUGCUCUACCUGGUGCCCAUCUACCUGUUCAGAAAAGGAGGUGUGUACAAACCAGAGCCGCUGGGUGAUAUGUGGUGGGCGUUAUUAUCCACAGGCAUCCUCUUCCUCUACCAUUUUGUGUUCCUGCAGGGACUGGGAAUGGUGACCGAGGUGAAUCUGAACAACAUGCUGUGUCCGGCCGUGUCCGAUCCGUUUUACGGGCCGUGGUACCGCGUGUGGGCCACCGCCCACCAGACGGCGCUGACACUGUUACAUGGCAAAGCGCUCACCGUCAUCUGCCAGCAGGCCACGCCCGCUCUGUGUCACCUGCUCCACUCGGCCCGCCUACGUUCCAAGAAAGUCGACUGAAACUCCGAGCACAACAGCUGCAAAAAUCCAAACUACGUUGUUUUAUAUAUUCUUCUUCUUCUUCUUCUUCUUAUUAUUAUUAUUAUUAUUAUUUCCUCUCCUAACUGGUGAUAACAAAAGGUCAAACUAGGCUUGUACGAUAUAACGAUUUAAUCGUCUCUACACGUAUUACACUGCCGCCAUAUCAGUGACGUUUACUCUCAUUAUUAUUAUUAUUAUUAUUAUAUAUUAUUAUUAUUAUUAUAUAUUAUUAUUAUUAUAAUAUUUCCAGACCUGACCAUUUUUUACACGUGUUGCAUAGUUUGAGUUUUCUCUCAAAAAUACUCCAGAAGAGCGGUCGUCUUUUUCUCUCCGAUUAAACGGAUGAUCUAACCGACACAUGAAUCUGGAAUGAGCCCCGCCCCACCCAGCCCCGCCCCGCCCCCUUCCCUCCAUCUCACGCCCUCACAUCUGGACUCGCUGCGCGCUCUCGCUUUCCGUCAGCGUGAACGCGGAAGGUCUCGAGUUCAUCAAUGCGAGAUGAAGUCCGAGUGUGUGUUCGACUCGGCGAACGUUACACACGUGUACAGGGAACAUCAGUCACGGUUUUAUUUUAUUAGCGAUAAUAAAAAAAAAUCGCCUGUAGAUGGUUUUGGAAGAUUUGGGAAAUUCCAAAAAUGCUAACCUGAAGGGAAAUAUUCCUACAGCGAAGUGUUCGGGUUAACACGUUAUACACUGUUGUUGUUGUUGUUGUUGUUGUUGUUGUUGUUGUUUUAAUCACGUGGAGCAGCAGAUGGACCGUGGACGUGUCGGUCAUAUUGUCAUUACUGUAAAUGUCCUGUUCUGGUUUCUUUAACUAUAAAUCCUCCAGCAGCUGCGGUGUGGUGAUUGGCUCCGCCCGGUCAGCGGUUCCCGACCGCACAGCUGGAGAUAUCAUCACUCCUCCCCGCUCUCCGUACACUGACGCGGUGGACAUCCGGCUCGAUCGUCCUUAUUUUAAGGAUCUCAGUUCUGGAUGAUUCAAUUGUUUUUCAUGAUUUUUAUUUUAUUAUCAUUUUUUUAAAUGGUAAAAAUCUACACGCAGAAGCCCGGGUCCGAGUGUUGCGGAGUGUCUCGUGUCCCUGACGCAGGGAGACGCUGUAGGUCAGUGUUUUAUAGAAAAACAUGUACCGGUUGGUCUGAGGACGUUACGCAGCUCAACCCUGUGCUUGUUUUUGAGGUUCUGCUCAUUUAGAGCAGACUCUUUAUCUUCAGUUGCCUUUUUAUUAUUAUUAUUAAUUUUUUUUAUUUAUUUUUUUUUUUAUUAUUAUUUGUGACAUUUCUUGUACAGUCGUGUGGAGCCGGCGCUCCAUGUUUACUCGAACACGCCCCAAACCCGAACCGUGUGCUCGCUCUUUCACAUCUCCUCCCAUCUCCUCCCACCUCACCUCCUCCCACCUCCUCUCCUCUCCUCGGUCUCCGGCGGCGUUUAGUUCGCAGCGUAGUUUAACGUGUCGUAAACCGCAUCCGCGUGUCGACGUUGUGUUCGUAUCGGUGUGUCGCGCUUUUUAACGCUUCCUGCUUUUCACCUCAGUAACUUUUAGCUCGUCUGUACAUCAGUUUUGGAGCGACGGACGAUGACGGUGAAAUCCUCACUUCCGGACCGAACCAGACCGGAUUUUUCUCGACGUUUUUAAUUUAAAAACGCCUCAUUUUUUCCUUUUUUUUUUUUUUUUUUCCUUCCCAGCCGCAAGCCUCAGAUGUCGUACUUCUCGAACAUCUCCAUUUAUUUUUUGUUGUUUUGUUUGCUCAUAAAACUUCUCCAUAUUGCACCUUAACACGUUUCUGAAAGAGAAAACGUUGUCAUACCAUGGGCAGGGGGAAGAGGAUAAAUAGUUUUGGGUCAUUUCUCAGUUGCUGUUGUUUUUGAUAUUAUUAUUUUUUAUUAUUUGAGAGACUUUCUCCUGAGGAGCCGAGACCUGAACGUUUUGUCUUCGGGAAAAACCUGUCAGGAAAAUGAGGGAUGUACAGAUGUUGAUUAAUCAUCUGAAAAUGAAUCAUUCCGGUUUCAGUGUAUAGACAUCGAUGCGCCUGUCAAACACUCAAACUCUCUCACACACACACGUGUACACACACACACACACACACACACACACACACUUCAGAAACAGGUUUGAUUUGAGCAGCUGGAUCUCAGCAGGGUUCUCCAGAUGGUGUUUCCUCCAGGAACUGGGAACAUCUGGAUCCGAGACGACGGACUGAAGGGGAUUUUGUGUGUUUGUUUUUUUUAAUGUACAUAUUUUUGGUGAAGUAUGUACUGUAUUGUGGUAAUGAAAAAUAAAAGUCCUUCUUCGAGCGGUCCGUCGAGUCGGUGUAUUCGUGUGAAAGGUUAGAGCUGCUCCUCCCCUCAAACACGAAUGAAUGAGCUUUUCAAAACAAGCUGCUUUUCUGUUUCGCGGUCAUGUUCGUGAGAAAUCCAGUGUAGAAGUCUUUAAACACUGGACACAAAGUCCCAGAAUGCAACGCGGCUACGUGACAGGUAGUUGCCAUGCGCGAGAUGAGCAGCUCGAUGUGAAAGUCGAAGCUCUGGACGGUGAGAGAAGUGGACAGAACGAAGGACUAAAGCGCCGCUGCAUCGCUGUCAUUCACGCUGCUCUCAGCAUGGCAUUGUGGGUAAUGUAGGAAACCCUCAAUCAAAACUGAAGACAAGUUCAUAACUCGGAAUUCCUGACCUCGAGACUAGGAAAAAAAUAAAACGCCCUCUCUACUGGGAAUUCCUCAGUCGGGGCGUUAUCAAUCACGUAAAAACCGAAAACAGGUUGUUUUUUUUACCCCAAUUGUAGCAAAAAUUCCCAGUUCAGACUUCCCGCGUCCAAUUGAGUCUGAUCCGAUCCAAUCCUACUUUAGAUGUAGACGUUUAACUCUGAAUUUCAUUUCAAAAUAAAUGGAUUUUUGGUCUUUAAGGAUGCAGCGGCGCUUCUGGGUAAAAAGAUCAGCUUCAUUACAACACACAAGGAAAGGCGAAUAAAUCCGACACCACCGAACGACUGUUCUUUCAGAAUAUUUUUUUAUUGGAUAAAUGAUUUAAAAGGUAAUAACAAGGUUUAAAACUACAUCAUCGCCACAGCUCACAUACCCACUGAUAAUCCAUCUAGAUACGAGUUCCCUCGACACAGGCUUUUUAUUACAGCUUUUGUCUUUUUUUUCUGUUUUUUUCCCCCUCCUUUUUCUUUAUUUAUCUUUUUUUUUUCCUUUUUUUUUAAUUUUUUUUUAUUUUUUUUUUUAAACGUCGAGUCAUGAAUCUUUAAUAAAUGCCCGUUUCAAGUUUCUUCACACAUUAAUAUCAAAUUCAGGUGAGGAGGAAGAAGAGAAGGUUCUAGUUCUACAGG
Messenger RNA from Ictalurus furcatus (blue catfish), 5077 nucleotides. RefSeq names its product transmembrane protein 164. The record is from RefSeq and is a predicted model, not a curated record. The transcript is spliced from 6 exons. NCBI's taxonomy places the organism in Eukaryota, Metazoa, Chordata, Actinopteri, Siluriformes, Ictaluridae. Bases 789 to 1730 code for a protein of 313 amino acids.